Molecule: messenger RNA, 660 nt
Organism: Solanum tuberosum (potato)
Lineage: Eukaryota; Viridiplantae; Streptophyta; Magnoliopsida; Solanales; Solanaceae
Product: sodium/potassium/calcium exchanger 1-like
Exons: 2
Coding region: 1-630 (209 amino acids)
Source: RefSeq, a predicted model, not a curated record
AUGAAAUUUUCUAGUGUUAAUUUGGAAUUUAAUCGAGCCCAUCAUGGAGAAGUGAAGAAGAAUGCGGCAGCGACUGCAGCAGCAAAAACAGAGGAGACAGCCUUCAAUGUAGUUGCGCCACUGGCGUCGGCGGCGGGUGCCUCAGCAGGUGUAGCAGCGGCGGGAGCGGUAGAGGUAGUGGGUGUGGUAGCAGUUUCACUGUCGGGAGAUGGUGGUGAUGCGGGUUCCUCUUCAGGAGUUUCCGCACUUGAAGUUGGAGAAGAGGAGGAAGGGACAGAACCGGAAUUUGAAGAUUUAGGAGAUGAUGCUGAUGAUGAUGAUGGGGAUGACGAUGAUGAUGAUGAUGGGGUACUUGCCUUAGGAGAUGAGUCAGAGGAUGAUGGGGUGGUGGCUGCGGCAGCAGGUGCAUUGGCACUACUGCUGUUUGGUGAAGCUGCUGCUGGAGUAGAUGUAGAUGGUGAUGAUGCGGGUGAUGUUGCUGAUGUGGAUGGUGAUGUUGCGGGGGAUGUUGAUGGCGAUGUUGCUGAUGGGGUUGAAGACGGGGAUGCAGCAGGGGAGCUGCUUGGGGAAUUAUCUGCCGAAGCAAAUCCAGCAAUGGCAACAAAUACCAGAGCCAAAACAAUAACUUGACGAGCCAUUUUUACUUUUUUUUUGGGUAUU